Messenger RNA from Colletotrichum godetiae, 210 nucleotides. RefSeq lists its product as uncharacterized. The annotation marks the transcript as partial. The record is from RefSeq and is a predicted model, not a curated record. The transcript has a single exon. Lineage: Eukaryota; Fungi; Ascomycota; Sordariomycetes; Glomerellales; Glomerellaceae.
AUGGUAAUGGCGCUAAAAGGGCACUUCUUGGGGCAGAUACCACAACCGAUGCAUAGUGACUCGGAGAGGAAGGCGAUGCGGGACUCGGGAGUGACUUCGAUGCAGAGCUUUCCAGAGCGAACAACGGGACAGGCCUUCUUGCAUUCUUGGCGACACUUCUUGGGCUUGCACUUGUCGCUGUUGACAAUAGCGACACGGGUGAGUUUGUCA